AUUAAAUCUAGAACUGGCUCUAUAGAUAUACCAAUCUCACAACUUGUAAAAAUGCCUAAAGAGUAUAAUUAUGAUAUAGAAAUUGAUAAAGAAAAUGCAAUACUUGAGAUUACAAGUCCAAAUUUAGUACAAGAUAGU
This is a messenger RNA of Dentiscutata heterogama, 138 nucleotides long. NCBI's taxonomy places the organism in Eukaryota, Fungi, Glomeromycota, Glomeromycetes, Diversisporales, Gigasporaceae. The record is from the annotation of a GenBank genome assembly.